AUGUUUAUUGAGAAUUUAAUCUCUGAACUCUAUAAACCUUCAUAUAAGUCUGAUGUCUUGGAUGAUAUCGAAGCAAAAUUAAACUAUAAUUUCAAGAGGAGGGAUUUGUUGAAAGAAUCAUUUUAUGUGCUUUUGGAGAUGGUAGCUAAAAACCGUUUCAUACACUGCAAUGCAUGCAAACAAGCACUUGAAUCAGCAGGUCUCCGAUCUUAUGAAUUAAUGGAGUUAUUUGGGAAUUUUUUCCUCAAGCUAGCAAUAACAAUAGAUUUGUAUAAAAAAUAUCCCACCUUGGAAGCAGGCAUCUUGACAAAGUUAAGAUCUCAAAUUAUGGACAACGAAAAACUGGCAAAAGUUGCUGUAAAUAAACUAUAUCUUCAUAACCAUAUCUCUUGUGCAAAUGUCCCUAGAAAGAAAGGUAACUCUUCAAAAUAUUUGAUUCAGAUCAAAACAUUCAUUGACGAUAUGACAAAAUAUAAAGAUUUGAAUCCACUUGAAGUUUUGUUUAAUUCAGUCAAAACAAUAGCAGGUGCAAUGUUUCUUGACAGUACUAAGUUAACAGAGAACAUCGGCUGUUGUUUGGAACAAGUUUGGGAGAAAUUGGAGAAUUUGUUAGAGCCACUGACCACUCCAAAGACAUUGGACGAGCAUCCCGUUUCUAAACUGCAGGAAUUAUGUCAAAAAUUGGGCAAACGUGUUGAAUACAAACAUCAUAAAUUUAAAUUUAAAGUGUUUGAUGAAGAGGAAAUAACAGUUGUAGAAGUAUUUAUAAAUGAUAAGAAAUUUGGAAUGGGCGAAUGUAUAAAGAAAGAAGUUGCAAAGAAAAGGGCUGCGAGAGAUGGUCUUGCUCAGUUAGAACAAGAAAGUGAAGACUAA
Cryptomeria japonica (Japanese cedar) is the source of this 873-nucleotide messenger RNA. RefSeq names its product endoribonuclease Dicer homolog 1-like. The record is from RefSeq and is a predicted model, not a curated record. NCBI's taxonomy places the organism in Eukaryota, Viridiplantae, Streptophyta, Pinopsida, Cupressales, Cupressaceae. Gene Ontology annotation, biological process: siRNA processing. The transcript has 3 exons. Gene Ontology annotation, molecular function: RNA binding; ribonuclease III activity. Gene Ontology annotation, cellular component: cytoplasm; nucleus. The coding region runs from base 1 to 873 and encodes 290 amino acids.